CAUGACACACAGAGAUCUUGUGAUUAUCCCAAGACAAAAACCAGAGUAAAAGACCUGUCUGGUUUUUCUGAGAAGUUAUAUUUUUUUUUGUCGGAGAAUCUUAUAGACAUGGCUUCAGGGGGAUCAAAGUCGGCAGCUUUCAUGCUUCUGAUGCUGAAUCUUGGUCUUUAUUUCGUCGUCACUGUCAUCGCCUCAUGGGCUGUUAAUCACGGCAUCGAGAGAACUCACGAGUCCGCGUCGACACUGUCACUUCCGGCGAAGAUCUUCCCGAUAUACUUCCCGGUGGGUAACAUGGCGACUGGUUUUUUCGUAAUAUUCACGUUGAUCGCCGGCGUCGUCGGAAUGGCGACAUCACUCACCGGAAUCCUCAACGUUCUUCAGUGGGACUCUCCGAAUCUCCACUCCGCCGCGGCUUCCUCUCUCAUAUCCUGGUCUCUCACUCUGCCUCGCCAUGGGAUUGGCCUGCAAGGAGAUCAACAUUGGCUGGACCGAAGCCAAUCUAAGAACUCUUGAAGUUCUGACAAUAAUUGUAAGUGCUACUC
This is a messenger RNA of Arabidopsis arenosa, 542 nucleotides long. The record is from the annotation of a GenBank genome assembly. Lineage: Eukaryota; Viridiplantae; Streptophyta; Magnoliopsida; Brassicales; Brassicaceae.